Cylindrotheca closterium is the source of this 2337-nucleotide messenger RNA. The record is from the annotation of a GenBank genome assembly. NCBI's taxonomy places the organism in Eukaryota, Bacillariophyta, Bacillariophyceae, Bacillariales, Bacillariaceae.
AUGUCGUGGGAACCAUUGAUUGUCGAACUUGGAGGUGAAAAACAUGGACCCCAAGAUGGCGACGAGACGAAAAAUCACUACGAUAAUACAAAGCUAUCGAAGAAGGCGUUGAAAGACUUGCCUGCGAAUCCCGGUGAAGAAAUUGGAAUGUUCUAUGGUCUUGAGGUUUGUCGUGAUUUUGACGUCAAGCUAUUGAAAAACAGCAAUACCAAAGCUGUCGAAACAAAGCAAUCCAAGGAACACGAUAAGGAGUCCUCGGAGCCCAAAAAGAAAAAGCGGAAAGCCCCUCCAGAAGAAUCCGAAGCUUCGAAAGAUACUACAACUUCGAAAAAGAAAACAAAACGCAAGAAAAAGAAAAAGGCAAAUGCGGAGCCGUCCCCACCAGUUGAAGAAGAGAGCCUGGAUGAUGACGAAACUGGAGAAAGUUCUAUUGACGAGGAUCGCUUCCUAGAGCUGCAGCAAGCCUGGGGAAACGUUCUAGAUUCUCGUCUUGAGACCGGUUUAUAUCGUCAAGGCUUUGUCAAGCCCACCCCAGUUCAAGCAGCUGCGCUCCAUCCCGCCAUUCUUGGCCGUCGGAAUAUUGUCGGUGCUGCGCCAACAGGUUCUGGAAAGACUCUUGCGUUCCUCCUUCCAAUUCUGCAACACAUCCUUCGAGAGGAUUUGGCACCUGGAACUCCACCACAAGCAGUCAUUGUCACUCCUACUCGUGAGCUUGCGACUCAAAUACACCACGAGUGCAACAAGCUGGCGCCAGACACCUGUAUGACUUUGGUGGGCGGCAUUGCGUUGGUGAAGCAAGCUAGAAUAUUGGCAACGAAGAGACCCCCAAUAAUCAUUGGAACCCCUGGUCGACUUUGGGCUGUGAUCUCCAGCCAGGAGCACGAACACCUUAACGACCUUUCACAAAUACGCUUUUUGGUUUUAGAUGAAGCAGACAGAAUGACACAAGAUCACUGUUUCCCGCAAAUGCUAUCAAUUCUUGAAGCAAUCAAUGAAGCAAACCUAAGCCCUGGAUCAGAUGAUGAAUCAGAUUCAAGUGACGAUGAGGACGAUGCAGAUGAUGGUCGCAUGUCGUCAUUACCGGGCGUCCGAGGCGAAGCAAAGGUCACACUUCUUACAGACGAUUUGCUUCAGCAGAUCGAAGAGCAGCGGGCGUCCACUCAGCCCGGUAGGUUCGAGGUACCCGAUGACGAGUUUCCGAACAACCGCGAUGGGGAAGAGGAAGAAAAGGGAGUUCAUCGUCAGACGUUUAUCUUUUCUGCAACACUGACGCUCCCCUUCACGUCACUGAGCGAAAAAACGAAGCGGCGUCGCACCAAACAUGGUCUUGAUGGAGGCAUUGCGGAUAUCCUGGAUCGUACAAAUUCGAUGGGGGAGACGAAAGUGAUAGAUUUGACUUCAUCCAAGACAGAAUCUGGAUCGCCAUCUGAAUUUGGACUACGUCUCCCGCCUGGACUUGUUCUUGAGCAAAUCAAGUGCACGCAGAUGCACAAAGAUUCGCAUCUAUACGCAUACUUGACGACUACAGCGCAGGGAUCAUCUGGCCCAUGCCUCAUCUUUUGCAACUCCAUUGCAGCCGUUCGACGCGUUGGCAAAACACUUGAACUCCUCCGAUUUUCUGUGCGCAUUCUUCAUGCGCACAUGCAACAGCGUGCACGAUUCAAGGCUGUCGAAUCCUUGGCUGAUUCCGGGAAACGAACUGUUGUCGUCUGCACUGAUAUCGCAGCAAGAGGUUUAGAUAUUCCUUCUGUGGCAACGGUUGUCCAUUACGAUGUUGCUCGCAGUGUUGAUGGCUUUGUUCACCGCUCGGGACGCACAGCGCGUGGAAUCGGCGAAGGGGCAACGGGAACAAGUCUCUCUUUGGUGUCACCUGCCGAAGACAAGAGCCAUUCAAAGAUUGUUGAAGCAUUGCAGGUCUCAUUUUCGAAGGUGAUGCUGGAUGGAAGAUUGAUGACCGGUGCUCAAGAACGUACAAAUCUUGCAUCCAAGAUUGUCAAGGCUUCGGAGCUCGAACAGAAUAUGAAUUCAAACAACAAUUGGUUCGUGAAUGCAGCCAAAGAGGCUGAUAUUGAAAUCGAUGACGACCUCGUGGAAGACGAGUCGAACAUGGCUCUAAAGGAUCAGCUGCUUAUCAAGGAAGCAAAAAGAGCAAAAGUUCUGCUGCAACCGUUGCUAUCAGAGCCUAUGAAGACUCAGCGCUUUGGGAAAUUCUUGUCGACCAAUAGCGCCGUCAUGCAGACUCAAAUCGCCCCCCUUGCCAUCAAAGAUACCAAGGCAUCAACACAGAAAAAGAAGAGUAAAAUUAAGGGAAAGGGAAAGAAGAAGGGCAAGAAAUGA